Molecule: messenger RNA, 870 nt
Organism: Cucumis sativus (cucumber)
Lineage: Eukaryota; Viridiplantae; Streptophyta; Magnoliopsida; Cucurbitales; Cucurbitaceae
Exons: 3
Coding region: 15-461 (148 amino acids)
Source: RefSeq, a predicted model, not a curated record
AAGGCCGAAGGGACAUGACAUUCAACGCAUUUGUAGCACUGAGUUGGGAAAGAAAAGAUUUAGUAGCGCCCGCCCGCCCUGCCGUGUCGUCGUGCAAACCCUCGUCUUCAUCUUCCUCCAAUUUUCAUCAUCAAAACUUAACCAACAACUCCAUUGAUAAAAUGGCUUGGCGCUCAUCUGGAUCUUUAUCUCGCUCCCUCAUUUCCACCCUUAGGCCUUCUUCUCUCCGAUCAACCCCUUCUCUUCCUCGCCUCCGCCCCCCACCUCUCCCCUCUCGUCCUGGCCUUCAAUCUCGUCGCUUUUCUUUUUCCCCUUCCAGGAACUUGGGAGAACUGGGAUGCACACAUUCUCUUCUGCCCAUGCUGGGUACUACCUGCUUGACAUCCCACCUAUGUGUUGACGUGCGGGCUUUUUGCGAGCUGUCUCAUGGUACCUUCUACCGUACUUGUCAGGAUCGCUAGUAUCCUCUUUGUACUUGAGUGAUCUCCGGUAGAUGCACACAUGUGAGCAAUUCUAUGUGGGGUGAAGUUGAGUAGAGAGAGAGGGAGUUUCUGGUAACUUUAUUAGGUAGGCGAUGUAAUAAAACAAUUUCAAGUUGUUCAAGGCUUCAGUUUGCCAACGGAUUCCUAAAAUUAUCAAUUUUUUUAUGAUUACUGACCUGGUUUAUUUCUUCUAGGCCUGAAUUUUGUGUUUAUUCUUUCAUAGCAGUUACUGGAUUUACAAUUAUGUUAUGAAAUUUUUCUUUCCAUUACCUUUCCUGUACCUUCAACUCGAGGAUUAUCGAUUUGGACACAGAUCAACAGGGAGAAAUAAUACCUCAUUCUUAGAAGAUGAAGUUUGCAAUAUGAAUGUGUCAACACUUCAUUGAUA